Scomber japonicus (chub mackerel) is the source of this 912-nucleotide messenger RNA. RefSeq names its product ubiquitin-conjugating enzyme E2 2-like. Bases 327 to 773 code for a protein of 148 amino acids. Gene Ontology annotation, cellular component: nucleus. The transcript is spliced from 8 exons. Gene Ontology annotation, molecular function: ubiquitin conjugating enzyme activity. The record is from RefSeq and is a predicted model, not a curated record. Gene Ontology annotation, biological process: protein polyubiquitination; ubiquitin-dependent protein catabolic process. NCBI's taxonomy places the organism in Eukaryota, Metazoa, Chordata, Actinopteri, Scombriformes, Scombridae.
CUCCCGGUGCAUGACAGCUGCUCGGUGUGUAACGGAAGACAUUUUGAGCCGUCCGGUCUGUUAUAUGAGUGCCAGCCUGAAGUCAAGAGGCUGACAGAGUGAGCCGGUAGUCGGUAAAAAAAGACGCAGAUUUAAAAUCUAAAGUAUAAAAACAAAGAUAGUUUAUAACCGUUGUGUGUGUGCAGAUUAGCCUGUUAGCUUAGCGCUGCCAAUCCAAACAGCAAGCAGAAUCCUAGAUGCUAGUUAGUUAGCUUGGCCUCCUUCUCCUCCUCCUCCUCCUUCUCCUCCUCCUCCUCCUCGACAGCCGGUGCUUUCACGCAGACACAAUGGCUUUAAAACGGAUCUCCAAGGAGUUAACUGAUCUGUCCAGAGAUCCUCCGGCUCAGUGCUCCGCUGGACCCGUCGGUGAAGACAUGUUUCAUUGGCAAGCUACUAUAAUGGGGCCUCCUGACAGUCCUUACCAGGGUGGAGUAUUUUUCUUGACCAUUCAUUUUCCUACAGAUUAUCCCUUCAAACCACCCAAGGUCGCCUUCACAACAAGAAUUUAUCACCCAAAUAUUAACAGUAACGGCAGCAUCUGCUUGGAUAUAUUGAGAUCACAGUGGUCUCCAGCAUUAACUAUCUCUAAAGUCCUUUUGUCCAUUUGUUCUCUGUUAUGUGACCCGAACCCUGACGACCCGUUAGUGCCAGAGAUCGCUCGCAUCUACAAAACAGACCCUGUUAGGUAUAACAGACUAGCCAGAGAGUGGACAGAGAAGUACGCCAUGCUGUGAUGGUACAACAAGACAGCUCAGGACUGGACUCAGAAAUACGCCAUGUGAUCAUCAUGUGAUCAUCAUGUGAUCAUGUGAUCCUCCUCCUGCUGGAAUUAACUUUUAUUUUUCUCAUCGCGCCCCCCUCCCGCUCCUCCUC